AUGAGAACAAGCAAUAUAAUAGUUUAAGAGGAACCUAAACAAAAUGCAUUUGUGUCUUUUUAUAAUACAUUAAAGUCAUUAAUAAAAUGUGAAUGUUUUAAAUCGUAAGGGAUAUAAUCUAAAAUAGAUUGAUACCAAUUUCCUAUAAUUAAAAACCAAUUCAAAUUCCAAAAUAGUCUCUUUAACAUAUGGGGAGAAAGACAUUAGUGAUAGAUUUAGAUGAAACUUUGGUUCAUAGUUCUUUCAAUUAUAUAUCAGAUCCGGAUUUCAUUUUGAAGGUUUGAAUUAUGUUUAUUAAGAGAUCAAAGUAUUGAAUGCAAAUUAUACAAUUUAUGUUAGAAUAAGGCCUGGUGCUGAAGAAUUUCUUAUAAAAAUGGCAGAAUUUUAUGAAAUCUUUAUAUUUACUGCAAGUAUUUGUGAAGUAAUUAAAUAAAUAAAUUUGAGUAUGCAAAUCCAGUAAUUGAUAGAAUAGAUUAGAAAGGAGUUUGUGCUUUGAGGUUGUUUAGGCCAAAUUGUUCAAUAUUGAAUGGGGUUUUUGUAAAAGAUUUAUCAAAAUUGUAAAGAUCAAUAAAUAAUCUUAUUAUAAUUGAUAAUACUCAAACCUCUUUUUCACUUUAACCUAAGAAUGCUAUUCAUAUAAAGAAUUAUUUUGAUGACCCAAGUGACACAGAAUUAUUAGAUUUAAUACCAUUUUUAUAAUUGAUUAGUACAUUUGAUGAUGUAAGACCAGUUGGGGAAUAUUGGAAAUAAUUUAUAAGAUCAGAGAAAAUCAGAUAUACAAGAAAUGGAGAAUAAUAUAUUUAUGAUAGGAAUAAAAAUGAAUCUUAUGAUGUAAAAAUAUAAGUUUACCAUUAGGAAAUGGAUGCUAUAAAUUAAACUAUAGAUUAAGUAAAAGAUAAUUAGACAUUAUUGGGGAAGUAACCAUCAUUAAAAUUAUAAACAAACUUUGCUAUUGAUUAUGAUGAAGUGAAUGAUAUUACAGAAAAUGAUGAAGAAAUUUAAUUUAGGAAUGAAUAGGGAAUUAAUUCUCCAAAUUUAAACAAAUAACAUUUUAAUGAAAUGGAUUAGAGUGAUUAAAAUUUAUGA
Molecule: messenger RNA, 1086 nt
Organism: Paramecium sonneborni
Lineage: Eukaryota; Ciliophora; Oligohymenophorea; Peniculida; Parameciidae
Source: the annotation of a GenBank genome assembly